Thamnophis sirtalis is the source of this 2177-nucleotide messenger RNA. NCBI's taxonomy places the organism in Eukaryota, Metazoa, Chordata, Lepidosauria, Squamata, Natricidae. The record is from RefSeq and is a predicted model, not a curated record.
GAGUGGGGGGGAAAAAAAGAGCGAGGAACGAGCUGAAGGGCGGGCGCACCACCACCCCGCGCGGGAGCGCCUUACGCCUGAAGAGAGCGCGGGGCCGCGCAUGCGUCGGGGACAGCCCCGCCCACAAAGACGACGACGACGACGAACGUGACGCGCGGCCACGCCCCCUCCCUCGCGUGACGUCAUGAGCCGGCGUCUGACCUCGCAGCUCAUUCCCGAGGGAGAGGCAGGUGGGGCGCUGACGUUUUCCUCUCUUGCCUCGUGUUUACCUGGAGGAAGAUUUGGCUGCCAAUAAGGAGGCUGCUCUUUUGAAUUACACAAGUCAUGCUGAGGAACUGGGUGAGGUUAGGAAGAGGUCUUUCUUGCUUCGUGACCCCUAGAAAUGGGGCACAGGGCACAAUCCUUCCCACGGGGGUCCCCCAGCGUUUCUCCCACAAGCUACAAGGAAAUUCACACGCUUGGAUACUCACGUCAGAGAAAAGUGUAGACUGGGCUGUCCCCAAUCCCAGCUGGAGCCAAGAAAUGAUGCUCCAGUUCAACCGCUACAUGGAGAUGACGAAGGAUGGCAGCUGGAAGAAGCUCCCAUCUUACCGAAGUUUCUCUGAUCAUCUUCCAGAAGGACGCCAAAAGGAAGAACUCCGAAACCAAAAAAACUGCCUCUUUCUCCGAAGUAUCGAAGGGGAAGGCAUGGGCUUUGAGUACGCCAUGUUCCUGAAACCUUCGGAGAGGAGGGUGGCGGCCGUCUUCCAAAUAGGGCCCUACCUCGAGGGGCCUUCGGGUCCCGUGGCCUUGGGCUCCGUGGUCCUGGUGGACUCCAGGGUGGACAAAAUCGAAGGCAGGAAGAUCUUUGCGAGCGGCGAAAUCCGGAGCGCGGACGGUCAGACCCUCCAUGCAGAGGCCACCGGUCUCUUCAUCGAACUGCAGCCCUCCUCCUCGCCCCGGAAAGAAACGGAUCCCAGCAUCUUCCCUUAACGGACCACCACAGACCCAGCUUCCUCUUCCUCAGCUCUCCCACUACAAGCCCCGCUCAGAGCUUCAUCAGUGUCUCUCCUGCCUUCUUUGCACAACUGGGGGGAACAACAACAUGUCAAAAUUGGAACUCUCACACCUGUUGGCACAUUGGUGGUGGAGGAGGCCGUGAAUCCCAAAAAGCUAUAUUUCUCGUCGGGUUGUCACCUUGUAACUCUGAUCUGGGUGCCAUGGUUCUGAAGCCCGAUGGGUGUUUUCUGGCUGCUUUCGAACUCGCUCCCCGAUUCUCGACCCUUCGAGCUUGUUUUUAUUUUCACCCUUUUACACGUGGCAGAUGUUUUCUUUUGGGCCGAGCUUCUGAACGGGUAGAGUCGAAGAAAAACAGAUUGGUAUUGGACUGUGGGGUUGUUGGGGAUUUGGGGGGAGGGGUGUCUCUCUCCUUGGUGGUUUCCUUGCAGAUGUUUCUGGACCCAAGUUUGCAACGGCAUCAAGGCUAGAAGGAGUGGGGUUUGAGGAGGAAGAGGAGGACUCUCCACAGUGACGUUCUAACCCAGGGGGUCGGAAUCUAACCUUAAACACUCAAAAGAGCCACAAAUGUCCUCUCCGGAUUCCCCCCAUUCAAUUCUGGAGCUGACCGGAAGUCCAGUUCCCCCACCAUAGAGUCUUUACCUAGCGCGGCCUCCUCCUUCCUCUACCGGUUCUAACAGAAAGCCCUAUCAAUUGUGGAGCCGACCGGCGACAGGGAGCCGCAGCCGAGGGAUGAAAAGAGCCACAUGCGGCUCCGGAGCCACAGCUUGCCGGCCCCUGAUCUAUCUAUAUCCAGAUUGUCGCUUUUGAUAGCCGCUCUUCUUGGGGAUGGUUGCAGAGAAGGAGGUUGAGUGAAAAGGGAGACCCCAGGUGCUGUAUGGUCCAGCGGGGCAGCCUUACCUGGUUGGUCACCGACACCUGAGAAGGUUUCUACCCAAGUGCUGACAAUCACAGCAUCCCGCAUUCAACAACCUUUGUCCCUCUUCACUGGGUCUUCUCGCGGUGUGUGCGGUGCCAAACCUUACGCCUUGGGGUGCCUCGUUAGAUGCCUACCUCUUUGCCCCGCCUUCUGAGUGCCUUGUGGGAGGAUUAUUUAGCACUUACCCUACAAGUAUUUUACAUGUUGGUUUGAGUAACCGCGAAAUUGCAAACGAGCAAGUUAAAAUAUAAUUUAUUCUCUA